This is a messenger RNA of Panicum virgatum (switchgrass), 2283 nucleotides long. RefSeq names its product probable protein phosphatase 2C 6. The record is from RefSeq and is a predicted model, not a curated record. Gene Ontology annotation, biological process: protein dephosphorylation. Bases 468 to 1904 code for a protein of 478 amino acids. Gene Ontology annotation, molecular function: cation binding; protein serine/threonine phosphatase activity. NCBI's taxonomy places the organism in Eukaryota, Viridiplantae, Streptophyta, Magnoliopsida, Poales, Poaceae. The transcript is spliced from 4 exons.
CGCCCGCCCGUCUCGCCCCUCGCCUCUCCCUCCUUUCUGCCGGUAAAACUGCUGCCAAAUCUCCCCCCGCUCCCGAGGUCGGUCGGGUGCGCGUGGUGCUCGCCAGCUGCCUUGCUAGCUACGACGCGCUCGGGGGUGGUGGUGCCGCCGCCGCCAGAGUCUCCUCCGCGAGUGCCCUCCAUCAUCCCAUCAACCUGCGUGCUUGUGUGUGCUUGGCUUGGCGAUUCGGAGGACUUGGACUGGGAUCCGCGCGUGGCUGCCUCUCCUCGAGAGCUGCGCUGCGCGCGGGGGACGGAUUUUGGGGGGCGGAUCGGCGCGGCGCAGAUCUGGAGGCGCAUGAGGAGGCGGCGGCGGAGGGGUAGCGGGAGCGAUGCGGUGCUGCUGCUGCGGAGGAGGGCGACUUGAGCCGGCGUGGGAAGGUGAUCCUGGAGGAGGAGGUGGCGGCGGAGGGGGAGGCUGGAGGAGGGAUGGAGGACGCCGCCGUGGCGGUGGCGGUCGCGGCCCCGCUCGCCGCGCCGGCGUUUAGCUCCGCCGUCACGCUGAUCGCCGCCGCGGCCGCGGACCCGAUCGCGGCGGCGGCGGCGGCGGCGGCCGUGGAGGGGGUCUCCGUGCCCCCGGUCCGGACGGCGUCGGCGGCGGAGGACGACGUGCUGCUGGCGCCGGAUGGGGAGGGGGGCGGGGAGGCGUCGGUGGCGGGGAGCCCGUGCUCGGUCGCCAGCGACUCUAGCAGCGUCGCGAGCGCCGACUUCGAAGGGGUCGGGCUGGGCUUCUUUGCCGCGGUGGAGGCCGGCGUCCCCGUGGUGCUCGAGGACGCGGCCGCGUCGGCAGCCACGGUCGAGGCCGAGGCCAGGGUCGCGGCGGCCGGUAGGAGCGUCUUCGCCGUCGACUGCGUCCCGCUGUGGGGGUACACGUCCAUAUGCGGCCGCAGGCCGGAGAUGGAGGACGCCGUCGCCACGGCGCCGCGAUUCUUCGACGUGCCGCUGUGGAUGUUCACGGGCAAUGCCGUCAUCGAUGGGUUCGACCCCAUGACGUUCCGCCUACCCGCACAUUUCUUCGGUGUGUAUGACGGCCACGGGGGUGCACAGGUUGCAAAUUACUGUCGGGAACGCCUUCAUGUGGCGCUAGUGGAGCAGCUGGGCAGGAUACAGGGGACCGUGUGUGCAGCUAACUUUGGGGAUGUAGAGUUCAAGAAACAGUGGGAAAAAGCCUUUGUGGAUUGUUUCGCUAGAGUGGAUGAUGAGGUUGGGGGCAAGGUGACCACGGGGGGAGGUGAUGGCACAGGCACAAGUGAUGCUGCUGCGGCAAUUGUGCCAGAACCUGUGGCACCUGAGACCGUGGGUUCGACGGCAGUGGUCGCUGUCAUCUGCUCCUCACAUAUCAUUGUCAGCAAUUGCGGUGAUUCAAGGGCUGUCCUUUGCCGUGGCAAGCAACCCGUGCCCCUCUCAGUAGAUCAUAAACCUAACAGGGAGGAUGAGUAUGCAAGGAUUGAGGCAGAGGGUGGCAAGGUCAUCCAAUGGAAUGGUUAUCGAGUUUUAGGUGUUCUUGCGAUGUCACGAUCAAUUGGUGACAGAUAUCUGAAGCCAUGGAUAAUUCCAGUCCCAGAGGUAACAAUAGUACCUCGGGCGAAGGAUGAUGAAUGUCUUGUUCUUGCCAGCGAUGGCCUCUGGGACGUAAUGUCAAAUGAAGAGGUAUGUGAUGUUGCCCGCAAGCGGAUACUUCUGUGGCACAAGAAGAAUGGCACAAGCUCAUCAUCAGCCCCACGGCUCGGUGAUUCCGCAGACCCAGCGGCUCAAGCGGCCGCUGAAUGCUUGUCGAAGCUUGCUCUUCAGAAGGGGAGCAAAGACAACAUCACCGUUGUUGUGGUUGACCUGAAAGCACAUCGUAAGUUCAAGAGCAAAACCUAACCCAGGAUGGCUCGAUGAACAACUGCAGCGACAAGUUGUUAGGAACCUAUAGAUUUGGAGAAUCCAAAUUCGUCAGUUUUAGUCCGCUAUCAGUAGUACAUUACUUAGCCCAGUUCUUUUUUUUUCUCAGUUCUUUUUAAAGCCAUCUGGGCUGCCAAGGGCUGUAUCCCACGUAUAUGGUACAGAUUGCGACCAUCAGGGUUUAUGUUUCCUGGUCGCGGUGAUGGUCCUAUUUUCCAUUCUUCUUACUUCGUUGCCCUGUAUUCUUUUUGUCAAGCUGGGCGUCCAUGUAUCUGGCAAUGUAUAUUUGAGCUUGUAGGGUGCAAAAGAAACAAGUGUUAUAAAGGGUUCUGUGUCCUGCCUGAUUUAAUUUGUGAAA